This is a messenger RNA of Austrofundulus limnaeus, 9705 nucleotides long. It is a transcript of the gene ep300b, whose product is annotated as EP300 lysine acetyltransferase b. Gene Ontology annotation, molecular function: protein binding; chromatin DNA binding; zinc ion binding. Gene Ontology annotation, biological process: positive regulation of transcription by RNA polymerase II. Bases 1465 to 9705 code for a protein of 2746 amino acids. Gene Ontology annotation, cellular component: nucleus; histone acetyltransferase complex; transcription regulator complex. The transcript has 31 exons. Lineage: Eukaryota; Metazoa; Chordata; Actinopteri; Cyprinodontiformes; Rivulidae. The record is from RefSeq and is a predicted model, not a curated record.
GGACAGACCGUCAGGAGCAGAAGAUAACCGAUAGAAGGAGCGACUCCGGCAGCCGACUGCAGCCGCACCGGGAGCCCGCGGGGGGACGUCAGAGUAACCGAAUCCUGUCGGAGUUGUCCGGAAAGAGGAAGCAUCAGACGAGACGUCCACCGGAGGGGAGAGCCAGUUCAGUGGCAUAUAUAUGUAUUAAUAUAUAUAUAUUUAUAUAUAAAUAUAACAUGUAUGCAUAAGGAAACACUCCGAGAAAAUAAACCCACGGAAGGGGGUGUUUUUUUUUUCUUUGCGGAGCGGCGACGGGGAGGAGAGGCGGAAGAAGAGAGCUUGGAGACAUCACAACGAGGGAGAAACCUGCGGGGGAAAAAAGAGGAAAAAAACAUGAUAAGUCAGUAUGUGUCCGUGGUGGAGGAAGGCUCGAGCCCGCAGAGACAAUUAUAUAAAUAAAUUGCUGCCGGGCAGGAGGGAGAGGUGGAAAGAAAGAGGGGUUUAAACACGGAGGGGGGCAGUUCAUCACAAAGAGUCACAGGGAGCAUUUUUGUGUGUGAAGAACAAAAAAUAUAUUUUAUUGAGGGGGGGUUGCUGUGCCGAAAAAAUAGCCAUUUUUUUCUGUGGUUUCCUCACAAGCUGUUAAAAAGCGACAAUUUUUUUAAAAGCAAGGAGGACACUCUGCAGGAGCACAAGAUAAGUAACAUGACUGAUCUAUAAAAUAAUUAGAUCAAUUUGUGCAAUAAACCAAAAAAGUGCAUGAAAACUGCACGAGAGCAGUGAUCUAGUGAGAGGUUUUUUUUAAACUCUAAUGUGCAAAUAUCAGUGCCUUUUGCAUGUUUAAAACAAUAACCCGGAAUGCAAAAGAAAAAUCCCGCAUUAAGAGUCCUCAAGUUUGAUUUUCAUCAAUAUUGCCACAUUUUGAAGCUUUAAAAACCACUAAACACAGGUGAGGAGCUCCUGUUGCAUGAGACAAGGGUUCCCGAAGUUUAAAAACUGUUUUUUUUUUUCGUGCCACCACAACAACAACUCUUCUCAGUGUCUUAGAGCUGAAAUCCAGGAUUUAUCAGGCGGACUGUGGACCGAGACAGAACCGUGUUCGGCUCGGCGGCGGACGGAUCUCCGGACGGGUUUUUGUGUCGCAGAGGCUGCUACAUGAGGCUGUCAGCGGGGCUCUUUUCACCGACUCCACCUUCCCACCUCCUCCUGUUCAAAUCUGCGAAGAAGAAACGAAAUCUCCGACAGGGGUGGUGGAGGAAGAGGAGGAGGGGGGGACUCCGCAAAGAGAGAGAGGUGCAAAAAAAAAAACACCGACGGGGAGCCGAAGAGUUGUAACGCCGCCGUCCUCUCCCCUACCGUCCCCCCGAGCGGUGGGGGAACGAGCAGAAACGCUUCCUGAACUGGAGUAGUAGGAGGCGGAAAUAAAAGGAAAUACGGCAUUUUUUUACGUUUUUUUUUUUCUUCAUUAUUUGUCAAAAAAAUAUGGCCGAUAAUGUCCUGGAGUCCGGCCCGCCUUCAGCCAAGAGGCCCAAGCUGUCCUCUCCUGCUCUCUCAUUGUCUGCCAGUGAUGGAAAUGAUUUUGGUUCACUCUUUGACCUGGAGCACGACCUCCCGGAUGAGCUCAUUAGUUCUUCGGACCAUGGGCUGACCAAUGGAGGGGAUGCCAGCCAGUUCCACACUAGUCUUGGAGGGCUCGGAGGUGGGAUUGGUGCAAGCGGCCAGYAUGCAGCUGCAAAACACAAGCAGCUGUCCGAGCUCUUGCGUGCUGGAGCYCCGGCACACCCGGGGGCCCCUACGUCCAACAGCGCACCAUCUGGGACUUCCAUGGGACUGAUGAGUGGCAUUAGUGCACCUCAAGGCAUGCAUCCUCAGGGCCAGCAGCAGCAGCCUGGAUUAAUGCCUCAAGCUGGAAUGAUUGGAAGCGGGACGGCGCUCAGUCGGACAGCGGCCAUGAUGAGUGCUCAGAAAGGCCCUCCUGGACAGCAGCAGCAGCAAGGGCUGAUGGGGGCGCAGGUUAUGAAUGGCUCCCCUAGAAUGGGCUACUCUGGAAAUGCUGGACUGGGAAACAGUAGCAAUAUUUUGGCAGAGACCUUAAAGCAACAACAGCAGGGRGGUCAACCUAUGGGAGCCGGGGGACAAGUGGGGAUGAGACCACAGCACCCUGGCGYGCUAAACCAGAUGAUGAUGGCCAAUACAGGCCCCUAUGGUGGUCUGUACAGCCAAUCUGCUGGCCAGGGAGUGCCUGGAGAAGGGCUGGGCCCUCAGCUCCAGAAUAAGCCAGGCCCAAAUGUGCCCACCCAGUUCAGCAUGGACAAGAAGGGACCUCCAGCUCAAAGCAUGCCGGUGAUGCAGCAGCAGCGGCAGUCGGGUGCAGUUAGCAGCGUGUCUGUCGGUGGCGGCGCAGCAGCCGUGGGUGGCCCUCAGGUUGGACUGAGCGCCAUGGGGGCAGGACCCGGCUCGACGCCCCCCACUGCCGACCCCGAGAAGCGGAAGCUGAUUCAACAGCAGCUCGUCCUGUUGCUUCACGCGCACAAGUGCCAGAGGAGGGAGCAGGCUAACGGGGAGGUGCGGCAGUGCAACCUGCCUCACUGCCGCACCAUGAAGAACGUGCUCAACCACAUGACUCACUGUCAGGCUGGCAAGUCCUGCCAGGUGGCACACUGUGCCUCAUCCCGACAGAUCAUCUCUCAUUGGAAGAAUUGCACUCGUCACGAUUGUCCUGUAUGCCUGCCUCUAAAAAACGCUGGAGACAAGAGGAACCAGCAGACUCUUGUCAACAGUGCAGCUGUGAGUUUAGUGAACUCUUUAGGUGGAGGGGGGCCUGGUGCGCAGUCGAGCACUCCAAACCUGAACCCUCCCAGCCAGAUUGACCCCAGCUCCAUAGAGAGGGCCUAUGCUGCAUUAGGCCUCACCUACCAAGGCAACCAGGUGACGCCGCAGCAGCAGCAGCAGCAACAACAACAACAACAACAACAACCGCAGCAGCAGCAGGCGCCUCAGACCAACAUGCCAAACCAGGGCCUGCAGGGCCAGACUGGAAUGAGGACUUUAAAUCCAAUGGGUGGAAACUCAAUGGGAGUGAAUGGAGCAGUUGGGGUUCAGCACCCCAACCAACAGUCCACUUUACUGCCGGACGCCAUGUUGCACAACAGCAUGAAUGCACAGAGCUUGAUGAAUGACGUGGGGAACCUGGGCUCCAUGCCUGCAGCUACGCCUCCUUCUGCUGCAGAAAUGAGAAAGCCUUGGCACAAAGACAUCACACAAGACCUCCGUAACCACCUCGUCCACAAGCUUGUGCAGGCCAUUUUUCCUACACCUGACCCAGCUGCGCUGAAGGACAGGCGGAUGGAGAAUCUGGUGGCCUACGCUCGAAAAGUAGAAGGAGACAUGUACGAAUCGGCCAGCAGCAGGGCGGAGUACUACCACCUCCUGGCAGAAAAGAUCUACAAAAUCCAGAAGGAGCUGGAAGAGAAAAGGAGGAAACGGCUCCAGAAUCAGGACAUGAUGCCRGGCAAACCUGGUAUUCCUCCGUCCGGCCUCCCACAGGGCCCGCCUUGCAUGGGACAGCCACCCAUGCCCCCUGGGCAGUCCCUCAAUGGUCCUCAUGCAGAUCUGUCCAUGAUCAGACCUGCAGGUCCAACUCAGAUGGUCAAAAGGARGCCGAACCCUACAGGCAUGAACCAGUUUAAUCAGAUGGGGCUCCAGUUGAUGGGUCAGAGGUCAACUCCUCCUCUUCCUCCUAAUCCUCAAAUGAACCAGAUAUGUAUGGGAGGUCCCAGGAUGGGUCAGCCCAAUGCCACACAGCUGCAGAACCAGUACCACCCUCCUGGCCAGUUUCCUGUCUCCUGUUCUGCACUUGGUUCUGGACCUGUUAGCGUAAAUCAGCUGGACUCACAACCUGCUGUUCCUUCUCAGAACCAGAUGUCUACACCCUCCUCCCUCCCCGCCAGCAGCCCAGCAGCACAGUCCACCUCCUCUGUCCCAGGCCCCGGAGCCCCAGGUGCUUCUGUGGGGCCCGCUAACGCUAACUGUGUCGGGCCUCUCCCGAACCUUCCUCCGUCCUCCACCCAGCCCAACUCUUUCCCUCUCUGCCCGCCUGUCCGAACAAACUCCCCYUCACCGGCAUGCAGCUCGACGCCUCAGCCCCAUCAGACGCCGCCCACGGGGACCCGCUCUCAGACCCCACAGCCUCAGACCCCCACCACACCUCUGAUGCCUCCUCCGCAGCACCCCCARCAGCAGCAGCAGCAGCAACAAGCUUCAGAGCAGCAGCCAUCAGGGCAAAUGGUGAAUUCUGACAAAACCAAUCAGCCUCCUCAACAAACACUUGGGGGCGGGGCUUCUCCAGGCCCGCAGGUAGGGCAGAGUUCUUCGAUCCCAGCCCGCAACGUUCACGCACCGUUACAGCUGCCGCAGACUCCACACUCUCCGAAGCCUUCACUGACAGCUGAUGGUCAGGUUUCUUCUCCGCCCUCGAUCCCGGGCAGCACUGAUCCCGGCUCGCAGCUCACCCCUGCAGACGGCCCUGCUCCCAGCCAGGAAGAUGUCAAGAUGGAAACCGAGAAGGAGGAAGAGGAGGACACCGAAGGAGCUGACGCCCAAGGAGAUGGCAAGGGAAAGCUGGGGAAGGGUCAGCCUGAGGUGAAGACUGAAGAGAAACCUGAGGUGAAGAAAGAGAAGUCUUCAGGAGACGGGUGUAAAAGUGAGCCCAUGGAUACAUCCUCCUCCUCCGAGUCGGUGUCAGAAUCAUCAGGUGAAGACAAGAAGCCAGAAGUGAAGAAGGAGCCCAAGGAGGAAGAGGAGGGAUCAGGGUCAUCAGUAACCAACAGCUCCUCAGUCAGCACUCAGAGCAAAAAGAAAAUCUUUAAGCCCGAGGAGCUGCGUCAGGCUCUCAUGCCCACCUUGGAGUCUUUGUAUCGCCAGGACCCUGAGUCCCUUCCUUUCCGUCAGCCGGUGGACCCCCAGUUACUGGGAAUACCCGACUACUUUGACAUUGUGAAGAACCCCAUGGACCUGUCCACCAUCAAGCGGAAGUUGGACACGGGUCAGUACGAAGAGCCGUGGCAGUACAUCGAGGACAUCUGGCUCAUGUUCAACAACGCCUGGUUGUACAACCGCAAGACCUCCAGAGUCUACAAGUACUGCUCCAAGCUGGCCGAGGUGUUUGAGGCAGAGAUCGACCCCGUCAUGCAGGGCCUGGGCUACUGCUGUGGGAGGAAGUUUGAGUUUUCCCCCCAAACUCUUUGCUGCUACGGGAAACAGCUGUGCACCAUCCAGCGUGAUGCCGCUUAUUUCAGCUACCAGAACAGGUACCACUUCUGUGAGAAGUGUUUCAACGAAAUCCAAGGCGAGAACGUCUCCCUGGGGGACGACCCCUCCCAGCCUCAGGCGUCCAUCAACAAAGAUCAGUUCCAGAAAAAGAAGAACGACACACUCGACCCUGAGCUACUUGUGGAAUGUAUCGACUGUGGUCGUAAAAUGCAUCAGAUCUGCGUCCUGCAUCAUGAAACCAUAUGGCCGUCAGGCUUCGUUUGUGACAACUGUCUGAAAACAGCCAAUAAGAUGCGGAAAGAGAACAAAUACGCUGCUAAAAGGCUUCCUCAGACAAAGUUGGGCAACUUUUUGGAGACACGAGUGAACGACUACCUCAAGCGUCAGAGCCAUCCCGAGUCCGGAGAGGUCACCAUUCGAGUGGUUCACGUCUCCGACAAAGUGGUUGAGGUCAAACCAGGCAUGAAGUCCAGGUUUGUGGACAGCGGCGAGAUGGCUGAGUCUUUCCCCUACAAGAUGAAAGCCUUAUUUGCGUUUGAGGACAUUGACGGAGCAGACGUGUGUUUCUUCGGGAUGCACGUUCAAGAGUACGGCUCUGACUGCCCGCCGCCRAAUCAGAGGCGAGUGUACAUUUCCUACCUGGACAGCGUUCACUUCUUCAAACCUCGACACCUGAGGACCGCCGUCUAUCAUGAGAUCCUCUUGGGCUACCUGGAGUACGUCAGACGAAUAGGAUUUACUACGGGUCAUAUCUGGGCGUGUCCUCCCAGCGAAGGGGACGAUUACAUCUUCCACUGUCACCCUCUGGACCAGAAGAUUCCCAAACCCAAACGCCUGCAGGAGUGGUACAAAAAGAUGUUGGACAAGGCUGUUGCUGAGCGAAUUGUCCAUGAUUACAAGGACAUCUUCAAACAGGCAACAGAAGACCGGCUGACGAGUGCCAAGGAGCUGCCAUACUUCGAGGGRGACUUCUGGCCCAACGUGCUUGAGGAGAGCAUCAAGGAGCUGGAGCAGGAGGAAGAGGAGAGGAAGAGGGAGGAGAACAGCACGUCCAACGAGAGCACAGACGCUGCAAAAGGAGACAGCAAGAACGCCAAGAAGAAGAACAAUAAAAAGACGAGCAAGAACAAGAGCAGCCUGAGCCGAGCCAAUAAGAAGAAACCGGGGAUGCCCAGUGUUUCCAAUGACCUGUCACAGAAACUCUACGCCACCAUGGAGAAACAUAAAGAGGUUUUCUUCGUGAUCCGCCUCAUCGCGGGCCCCACCGCCAACUCGUUGCCCCCCAUCACCGACUCAGACCCGCUGAUGGCCUGCGACCUGAUGGACGGCCGCGACGCCUUCCUGACCCUGGCCAGAGACAAGCACCUGGAGUUCAGCUCUCUCAGGAGGUCGAAGUGGAGCUCCAUGUGUAUGCUGGUGGAGCUCCACAACCAGAGCCAGGACCGUUUCGUCUACACCUGCAACGAGUGUAAACACCACGUGGAGACGCGUUUCCACUGCACCGUCUGUGAGGAUUAUGAUUUAUGCAUCACCUGCUACAACACUAAAGGCCACGAGCACAAGAUGGACAAACUGGGACUGGGGCUGGACGAUGACAGCAACAACCAGGCUGCAGCAGCAACUCAGAGUCCCGGUGACUCUCGCCGUCUCAGCAUCCAGCGCUGCAUCCAGUCUCUGGUCCACGCGUGCCAGUGCCGCAACGCCAACUGCUCCCUGCCGUCCUGCCAGAAGAUGAAGCGGGUGGUGCAGCACACGAAGGGCUGCAAGCGCAAGACGAACGGUGGCUGCCCCAUCUGCAAGCAGCUCAUCGCUCUGUGCUGCUACCACGCCAAACACUGCCAGGAGAACAAAUGUCCCGUCCCGUUCUGUUUGAACAUCAAGCAGAAGCUCCGCCAACAGCAGCUGCAGCACAGGCUCCAGCAGGCCCAGAUGUUGAGGAGGAGGAUGGCCACCAUGCAGAGAGGAGGGCAGCCGGCUGGAGGGCCGACGAUGGGACUUCCUUCACCUGGGUCAAAUGGGACCACCGCUCCCAAUACCCCAACGUCAGGUGGCACCCAAGCCCCGAUGCCUCAGACCCCGACUCAGACCAUGGCUCCUGUCACCCCGCAGGGGAUGGGUCCUGGAAAUGGAGUCCAGCAGCAACAGCAGCCUGGAGGGAUGCCCCCUCAACACCCCCUUCAUCAGUUCCAGCAGAUGGGUGGGGCUGGUGGUGGAGGAGGGAUGAUGAACUCUCCCCAACACCAGCAGCAGAUGCUUGCUCAGGUCCAGCAGCAGCAGCAGGGUGGACCAGGAACCAACCCUCAACAGCUUCAGCAGCACCCCAACAGUUUGCCACCUUAUGCUAGCAGACCCCCAGGCUCCUCCCCAAUCCACCAGUCCCAGGGUAAACCAGUUCUCYGCCCUGCGACACCUGCGCAGCAUCCCGGUGGUGCCGUCAUGGCGGGAGGCGUGGCAGGCCAACAAGCUCCCGGUCAGCCGCCGGGCCAGCCUUCCAUUCCACAGCAGCCCCCCUCAGGCCCCCCACCUGCAGCUGUAGAGAUCGCCCUAAAGAUUCAGCAGGUGGCUGACGCUCAGAGGAAGCACGCUCUGCAGGGACCAGCACCCACUGCAGGCUUGAUGCCAUCCCACCCCCACCAACAGUUGGGCCAGGGGCAGCAGGUGACUAUGGGACAUCCAGGACCUGUAGGGAUGGUCGGACCCCAGGGCAUCCCACCUCAGAGCCAAGCAGCCGCUCGAGCCCACAUGGAGCAACAGCAAGGUGCUCUGUCAGGGAUGAUGGUCAGUGGUGGUCACAUGCAGCAUCCCCCUCAGCAAGGUAACCUGCCUCGAGGCCAUCUCCGCCCCCAGGUGCAGCUUCAGCAGCAGAGGAUGAUGUCUCCUCUUCAGAACCCCCAGCAGCAGCAGCAGCAGUGGGCAGGCCAGGGCGUGCCCCCCCAACAGAGGCAAGCUGUCAUGAACCAAAUGGGUCAUCCAGCCCAGCAGCAGCAACCAGCUCAGGGUCACGCUGCUCUGAUGAAUAUGGUGCAGCAGCAGCAUCAAGGUGGUGCUGCAGGGGUCUCAGGGGGACCUGUCCCUGGUGCUCCAAGUGUCCCCGGGGUUGUUGCUGCUGGUGGGAACAUCCCUCAGUCAGCUCUUCAGGAGCUUUUACGGACUCUCCGUUCCCCCAGUUCUCCACAUCAGCAACAUCAGGUCCUGGCCAUCUUAAGAUCCAGCCCCCAGCUCAUGGCUGCCUUUAUCAAACAGAGGGCCUCAAAAUAUAAGGCAGGCCAAGGGGGUCCCACUGGGCCGGAGGGCGUUACAGGAGGAGGAACUGGUCCCACAGGAGGUCCUGUUGGAAAUGUCAUUGCAGGAGGGACCCCACAGGUGAAUAUGAACGCUGCCAGCUUGGGCCAGCCAGGGAUCCAUGUGGGAGCUCAGGGGGGAGUCAACAUGGCCUCUAUGUCUCAGCUGCAGCAGCAGCAACUACAACAACAACAACAGCAGCAACUACAACAACAACAACAGCAGCAGCAACUACAACGCCAGGGGCCACAGAUGGGAAACCUCAACAGCCCCCAGUUCAGAGAGUUGCUCAUGAGGCGACAGCUGCAGCAGCCGCAGCAAAUGGGAGCAAAUCACAGUCAGUUUCAGCAGCCGCAGCCCCCACAGGGGCAGGGAUUCAUGAGCCAGUCUCCUGCUAUGGGACAGGGUCCCCCUGGAGGUCCACCCCAUGGCUCGCAGCCGCCUGGGGGCCCCCCGGGUCAGCAGGGGCCAGGUUUCGCAGGGUCAGUUGCCCACCAGCAGGCCACAGCUGCACUCCAGCAGAGGCUGCAGAUGCAGCAGAGCACCAUGGCUGCCCAUCCAGGCGGGGAUGCAGGACCAGGAGGAGGGAGUGCAGGUGGUCCUCAACAACCACCUCAGGGCCCCCAGCCCACCCAGAGUGGACCCACACCUCCAUCCAGUCAGGCCAUUUUCCAACAAACUCUGCCACAAAGGUUGCUCCAGCAGCAGCACAUGGGUCCGGGUGGGUCCCCGGCCCAACACAGCAAUCCCAUGAGCCCCCAGCAGCCGCAGCAGGUGGCGCAGUCCCCCCACCCACACCUGCAGGGGCAGGUGCUCUCCACAUCCCUCGUGCGCUCCCCCCAGCCAUCACCUCGACCUCAGUCCCAGCCGCCACACUCCAGCCCGUCGCCGCGCAUGCAGCCUCAGCCCUCGCCGCAUCACAUUUCACCGCAGAUGCAGACGGGCUCGCCACAUCCCGCCCACCUGAACCAGCACCACCCAGGCAUGAUCYUCCCCCCUCAGCAGCAGCAGGCAGCGAGCCAGCAGCAGAACACCAUGGAGCCGUUUGGGUCGGAUCAGAACGCCAUGCUGUCUCAGCUGAGUGGCAUGGCCGGACUCCAUGGGCCGGGGGGCAACAGUCAGGACCCCCUGGGCCAGAACAUCAACCACAACUCUUUAGACCACAUGUAG